AUGAAAGGACUUGUCCAGUUCAUCGCAGACUUGCGCAAUGCGCGGGCGCGUGAGCUGGAGGAGAAGCGUGUGAACAAGGAACUUGCUAACAUCCGACAGAAGUUCAAGGGUGGCAAUCUGAAUGGCUACCAAAAGAAAAAAUACGUCUGCAAGCUCCUUUACGUGUACAUUCAAGGCUACGAUGUCGAUUUCGGCCAUCUUGAAGCCGUCAACCUCAUUUCGUCUACCAAGUAUUCGGAGAAACAAAUCGGUUACCUCGCCGUCACUCUGUUCCUCCACGAAGAACACGAAUUGCUGCAUUUGGUUGUCAACAGUAUCCGGAAGGAUUUAUUGGAUAAUAGCGAGUUGAAUAUCUGUUUGGCACUGCAUGCAGUGGCCAAUGUCGGUGGGCGGGAGCUUGGAGAGGCCCUUGGCAGCGAAGUCCAUCGACUCCUGAUCUCUCCAACCUCGAAAGCCUUCGUGAAGAAGAAGGCCGCUCUCACCCUUCUGCGUCUCUACCGGAAAUACCCCGGCAUUGUGCGGAACGAGUGGGCCGAACGAAUCAUAUCUAUUAUGGAUGACCCUGACAUGGGCGUGACAUUGUCAGUGACUUCGCUGGUUAUGGCGCUGGCUCAGGACCUCCCAGACGAGUACAAGGGCUGUUAUGUUAAGGCUGCUCAGCGAUUGAAGCGGAUAGUGGUGGACAGCGACAUUGCGCCGGACUACCUUUACUACCGUGUGCCGUGCCCAUGGAUCCAAGUUAAGCUGCUUCGACUUCUGCAGUACUACCCUCCAUCAGAGGAUAGCCAUGUCCGUGAGAUCAUCCGUGAGUCCCUCCGACAGAUCAUGCAGUCUGCCAUGGAGACGCCUAAAAAUGUUCAACAAAACAACGCGCAAAACGCGAUUCUCUUUGAAGCUAUCAACCUCCUCAUUCACCUCGACUCCGAGCACACUCUUAUGAUGCAGAUUUCCACUCGCCUAGGCAAGUAUAUCCAGUCUCGCGAGACCAACGUCCGGUACCUUGGUCUGGAUGCUAUGACCCACUUCGCAGCUCGAGCAGAAACACUCGACCCUAUCAAACAACAUCAGAACAUUAUUCUUGGAUCGCUCCGAGACCGAGAUAUCAGUGUUCGACGGAAGGGAUUGGACUUGCUGUACAGCAUGUGCGAUACCUCGAACGCCGGCCCCAUCGUGAAUGAGCUGCUGCGCUAUCUGCAGACAGCAGACUAUGCGAUUCGAGAGGAGAUGGUUCUCAAGGUCGCCAUUUUGACGGAGAAGUAUGCCACAGAUGCCCAGUGGUAUAUUGACAUGACGUUAAAAUUGCUGUCUCUUGCUGGUGACCAUGUUAAUGACGAGGUGUGGCAGCGGGUUAUUCAAAUUGUGACCAAUAAUGAAGAGUUACAAGCAUAUGCGGCUCACACUCUGCUGACCUACCUGAAGACCGAUUGCCACGAGAGUUUGGUGAAGAUUGGCUGUUACGUGCUUGGAGAGUUCGGCCAUCUGAUUGCCGAUAACCCUGGAUCGAGCCCCAUUGAACAGUUUAUGGCAUUGCAGGCGAAGAUGUUCACCGGUUCGGACAAUACUCGAGCCAUGAUUUUGUCUUCCUUCGUCAAAUUUGUCAACCUGUUCCCGGAAAUCAAGCCCCAGCUUUUACAAAUAUUUCGUCUGUACAGCCACUCGCCUGAUUCUGAACUGCAGCAGCGCGCAUUCGAGUACUUGUCCUUGGCCACUCUACCCACAGAUGAUCUGCUGCGGACCGUAUGUGAUGAAAUGCCACCAUUCUCGGAACGGGCCUCGAUCUUAUUGUCGCGACUUCAUCAGAAGACAGCUGGUACCAGUGAACGCAAGACGUGGGUUGUUGGCGGCAAAGCCGCCAAUGCAGACAAGCAAGAAGUCCUUAUGGCGCAGUCCACAGGUCUCAAGCGCUCAUUUACCACUAUCGUCAAUGGCACCCGGACCGGUUCCAACGGAAUCACUCCGUCACCAACCGGCACGAAGAGUGCAUCCGGGGAUUUGGAGGGUCUGGAUUUCUCCAGCGGGCCGGCUCAACCUGCACCCAACAUGGCCAGUGCUGCUCAUCUAACGCCAGAUUGGGACAUCGGCUUCAACAAGCUGUACUUCUUACACGAAGGGGUCCUCUUCGAAGAUGCUCAGGUCCACAUUGGAUUACGAUCAGAAUACCGUGCCAAUAUGGGAGUUGUCAAGCUCUAUAUUUCGAACAAAUCAUCGUACCCGAUUGGUUCACUGACUACCACCAUUGACAAUCCUGCCUCCCCCAACCUGAAAAUUGAUUCGAAGAAUCUUCCUGAGCCCAGGGUCCCCGCCGCAGGUCAAACCCAACAGACUUUCUUCUGUGUCGCCCAUGGCCCCUUCAAUGACUAUCCAACCAUUCGUAUCUCCUAUCUGGCUGGUGCUCUGCAAGCUUAUACCCUCGCGCUUCCUGUCCUUAUGCACCGCUACAUGGAGCCUUCCUCUCUGUCAGCUGAAGACUUCUUUAAGCGCUGGCGCCAGAUUGGUGGUCCUCCUAUGGAGACGCAGAAGACCUUUGGACUUUCCGGAAAGAACAAGAUCAUCCACGAGGCUUUUACUCGACACAUGGUAGAGGGUCUUGGAUGGAAGAUUUUGGACAACGUGGAUCCGAACCCGAAGAACAUUGUUGGUUGCGCCGUGUAUCAUAUGGAGGGCGGGAAGACUGGCUGCCUGUUGCGCUUGGAACCUAACUAUGAGAAGAAGAUGUACCGUAUCACAGUUCGCGCGACGCAGGAUAGUGUUCCACCAGCCAUUGUCAAGCAAAUGGAGCAGAAGUUGGGCCAGGGUGUCAAGGAGACUGGGCCUAUCUCGAACUACGAUUAA
Penicillium chermesinum is the source of this 2832-nucleotide messenger RNA. RefSeq names its product AP-2 complex subunit alpha. The record is from RefSeq and is a predicted model, not a curated record. Bases 1 to 2832 code for a protein of 943 amino acids. Gene Ontology annotation, biological process: clathrin-dependent endocytosis; intracellular protein transport. NCBI's taxonomy places the organism in Eukaryota, Fungi, Ascomycota, Eurotiomycetes, Eurotiales, Aspergillaceae. The transcript has 4 exons. Gene Ontology annotation, molecular function: clathrin-cargo adaptor activity. Gene Ontology annotation, cellular component: membrane coat; AP-2 adaptor complex.